AUGCCUUUAGCUGAACCAAAGGACGACGAUGUCGAGCGCUCACAGGCAAGCAAUUCUCGAGGAGGGCUGUCAGACAGUUCCGACUCCCCGAGCGACGCCUUAUCCACCUGCGAAUGCCAGCAUAAUGAGAAACACCACGAUGGACAUCGGCCUUGCACCCUCGAGAUGCGCCCGUCUCAAGUACGAGUCAGCGGCAGAGAGGGACCCGAUGAGUUAAGGAGAACGCUGUCACGCCGUGAGACUACCUUAUCGAGGAUACGAUCUCGGCCAACAGUCGCGCCAUUCUCUCACCCGCUGAGCCAGCAAAAGACGUCGGAGGACUGUCUGGUAGAUUUCGAGGGCCCGGACGACCCCUAUCGCCCCAUCAACUGGUCUACGCACAAAAAAGUGUCCACCACGCUCCUCUACGGUCUCGUCACCAUGACCGCGACGUGGGCGUCGUCGGCCUACUCGGCUGGCACUAUGCAGAUCGCCGAGGAGUUCGGCGUCGGCACGCAGACUGCGACGCUCGGAACCACGCUCUUUCUUCUUGGAUUCGGGCUGGGGCCGCUGAUGUGGGCGCCGCUGUCGGAGGUCUAUGGACGCCGUAUCGCUGUGCUCUCGCCCAUGUUCGUCGCCAUAUGCUUCUCGUUCGCGACAGCGCCGGCCAAGGAUCUGCAGACCAUCAUGAUCACGCGGUUCUUCGGCGCGCUCUUCGCUUCGGCGCCAGUGACGAAUACGGGAGGUGUGCUAGGCGAUCUUUUCUCGCCAGCAUACCGAGGCAUCGCAAUGGCGGGUUAUGCCAUGGCCGUGGUUGGGGGUCCAACCGUCGGUCCCAUCGUCUCAGCCGCCGUGGUGGUGCAGCCGUGGCUCGGCUGGCGCUGGACCGAAUACAUCAGCGGCAUCCUGCAGUCCUUCAUCUUGAUCUUUGCCCUAAUCUUCAUCGACGAGACCUACCCACCGGUCCUGCUCGUCGCCAAGGCGCGCCGCCUGCGGCACGAGACCGGCAACUGGGCCCUGCACGCGAAAUACGAAGAGUGGGACGUCAGUAUCGUCGAGCUGGCCAAGAAGUUCCUCGUCCGCCCGGUGCAGCUGCUGUGCACGCCCAUCUGCUUCCUUGUGGCGCUGUACGCGUCUUUCUGCUACGGGAUCCUCUACAUGCAGCUAGGCGCAGUCCCCAUCAUCUUCCACGAGGUCAGGGGCUGGCCGCAGGUGUCCAGCGAACUGCCAUUUCUUGCCAUAUGUCUGGGCGCGCUGACGGGGGCCGCCAUCAAUAUGGCCAACCAGGUCUACUACAACAAGGCCUACCACGCCGCCGGCGACCGCGCCGUCCCCGAGAAGCGCCUGCCGCCGAUGAUGCUGGGCUCGGUGCUCUUCGCCGCGGGCCAGUUCAUCACGGGCUGGACGGCCGACCCUGCCGUCGCCCCAUGGAUCGCGCCCGUCAUCGGCCUCUACCUGACCGGCUGCGGUUUCAACACCAUCUUCCAGGCCGCGCUCAACUACCUGGUCGACACGUUCCAGAUGUACGCGGCGAGCGCGGUGGCUGCAAACACGUUUUUGAGGAGUUGCUUCGCGGCCGCCUUCCCGCUGGUCGUGUCGCCGCUGUACCACAACAUCGGCGUCGGGCCCGGGUCGACUAUUUUUGCUGGGUUUGGGUGUCUGCUCAUUCCGGUACCCUUCGUGUUUUACUACCAUGGCAGGCGGAUCCGGGCUGCGAACAAAUGGAGCAAGGCUAGUGUAUUCUGA
Molecule: messenger RNA, 1725 nt
Organism: Anthostomella pinea
Lineage: Eukaryota; Fungi; Ascomycota; Sordariomycetes; Xylariales; Xylariaceae
Source: the annotation of a GenBank genome assembly